AGACUAGGAACUUGUGUUAGAAAAGCAAAUUUGGGUUUUAAAAAUUCCCUCUGUGAAAGAAUAGUGCAGUAAUAAUUAGCACAGUUAGACAGUGUCCUUGAUUUGGUGAUGAUUUAUUGAAUUUCCACACACACCAUGUGAUAACGUAGGGUUAAGCUUAGGGUUAAAUCUGGGUGUAUAAAAGUGGAAUAUUUAGUACAAUGCAGCAGCAGUGAUCCAAAUUAGAUCCCAGUUAACAAACGAGCUGCAUGAGAUGACACUGACGUCAUCAGUAAUGAAUUAGAAGACAAUAAGACAAAACAACACCAUCUCAAGAGCUUACCUUUCUAAUAAAUCAAAUGUUUUGCAGUGGAACCACGUGAAACCAUCACACAUUUUGAUCCAGGAAUCAGUUAUGGAAGACUCCAGAUCAGAGUUAUUUACAAGAGGAGACCCUCAGGGACAAAGCAGCCUGUUUCUGAAUCUAUUUAAAGAGUUCAGGUUUGAAGCGUUACACAACCCUUCAAUCCAGAUACAAAAUGCUACUGAUCCAGAGCCAUGCAGAGUGGAGAGCAAAACGCAGCAGAUCAUACUGCAUUGCUCACUCAUGUCCUCUUCUGAACACCGAAAGGACUCUAUCUCAAACCUGUCUUCAACUAACCACCAAUCAGAAGAGGAACCCACCUCAACCCCUUACUCUCCUGAACACCAAUCUCGAGAUGACCACACGUCAAACCUGACCUACCAUGAACAUCAUUCUAGAGAGGACAGCACCUCAAACCUGUCCUCAACUAACCACCAAUCUGCAAAGGUCUCUACCUCAAACCUUUCCUUUACUGAACACCAAUCUCAACAUGACCACACCUCAAACCUGUCCUCUCCAAAACACUGUUCUGGAGAGGACCACAACCCAAAACUGUCUUGUCCUAAACUCCAAUUUGAAGAGGAAUAUACCUUGUGUGUGUCCUGUUAUAAAAACCAAACUGGAGAGGACUAUACCUCAAACCUUUCCUCUACUAAACAUCAGUCUGAAAAGGACCAAACCUCAAACCUGUUCUUUCCUAAGCACGAAUCUGAAGAUGACCACAUGUCAAUCCCUUACUCUCCUGAACACCAGUCUGAAGAUGACCACACUGCAGUUCCUUCCUCUCCUGAACACCAAUCUCGAGAUGACCACACCUCAAUCCCGUCCUCUUCUGAACACCAAUCUGGAAAGGACCACACAUCAAACCUGUCCUUUCCAAAACACCAAUCUGAAGAGGAACCCACUGCAAAUCUGUCCUACCAUGAACACCAAUCUGAAGAUGACCACACCUCAAACCUGUCCUCUCCUGAACACCAAUCUCGAGAUGACCACACCUCAAACCUGUCCUUUCCUAAACACCAAUCUCGAGAUGACGACACUACUGUCCCUUCCUCUCCUGAACAUCAAUCUCGAGAUGACCACACCUCAAUCCCUUCCUCUUCUGAACACCAAUCUCGAGAUGACCACACCUCAAUCCCUUCCUCUCCUGAACACCAAUCUGAAGACGACCACACCUCAAUCCUCUCCUCUCCUGAACACCAAUCUCGAGAUGACCACACCUCAAUCCUCUCCUCUCCUGAACACCAAUCUGAAGAUGACCACACCUCAAACCUGUCCUUUCCUAAACACCAAUCUCGAGACAACACCUCAAUCCCGUCCUCUCCUGAACACCAAUCUCGAGAUGACCACACCUCAAACCUGUCCUUUCCUAAACACCAAUCUCGAGAUGACCACACUACUGUCCCUUCCUCUCCUGAACAUCAAUCUCGAGAUGACCACACCUCAAUCCCUUCCUCUUCUGAACACCAAUCUCGAGAUGACCACACCUCAAUCCCUUCCUCUCCUGAACACCAAUCUGAAGACGACCACACCUCAAUCCUCUCCUCUCCUGAACACCAAUCUCGAGAUGACCACACCUCAAUCCUCUCCUCUCCUGAACACCAAUCUCGAGAUGACCACACCUCAAUCCCUUCCUCUCCUGAACACCAAUCUCGAGAUGACCACACCUCAAUCCCGUCCUCUUCUGAACACGAAUCUGGAAAGGACCACACAUCAGACCUGUCCUUUCCUGAAUCAGAACAGAAACAUCUACCACGUUUCAAGUGUCACUACUGUGGCAGGUCAUUCAGCCACCAGCAUUACCUCAAAGUGCACACUGUCCAAGGAGAAGAUGCCUUUAACUGCACCUCAUGUGGGAAGCUUUUCUCUGCUAAAUGUAGCUUGAUGGCCCACAGACGCUCUGAGCAUAAAGGAGAAAAAAAACGUGAAGAGUCCGGGAAAGCUUUCGCAACAGCUAAAGCAAGAGCAGCACAUCAGUCUAGUCACAAUGGAAACAAGCAGUUUAACUGCCCAAGCUGUGACAAAUCCUUCCUGAGCAAGCGCAUGCUAAGUGCACACAUCCUAAAUGAGCACCGGGGGACUCAGCCCUUUGGUUGUGACGUCUGUGGUAAAAGAUUCAAGCUGAGGAAUGGACUGAUCUCCCAUCAGCGGAUUCAUUCAGGAGAGAGGCCAUAUCGCUGCGAGGAAUGUGGUAGGACCUUCGUUGCUAAGAGCACCUUUAACGUCCAUAGGCGGGUUCACACGGGUGAGAAGGCAUUUAGCUGUGAAACAUGCGGCAGGAGUUUUAGCCUAGCUGCUUGUCUGUCCAGACAUCGACAGAGCCACAGGGAUUUCAAAUCCUUCAACUGUGAUGUCUGCGGGAAGACUUUCGCCCAAGCUAGCCACCUUCGUAUUCAUCAACGUGUGCAUGCUAGCGAGAAAACGCAUGACUGUGCAACCUGCCAGAAAAGUUUCAAUCAUAUCCGGGCUCUCAGGUUGCACGAGAAGAUUCACAUAAACAAGCGGCCAUUUUCCUGCUCUGUGUGCAGCAAAUCGUUUGGUUCGGAUGCGUAUCUAAGACGGCACCAGCAGCUCCAUUUAGGAGUGAAUCUGCACCGCUGCGACGAGUGCGGCAAGAGUUUCCUCACAGCCGGCCAUCUCCGCUCACACCUGCAGGUCCAUCCACACUCGAGACCUUUCACCUGCGGCGAGUGUGGACGGAAAUGCAGCACCCUCGCUGAUCUCGCGCACCACCGACGCGUCCAUACGGAGGACAGCUUCCGCUGUGGGGUGUGUGAGAAGCGGUUCGUGACCAGGAAGAGCUUGUGCUUGCACCAGCGUACACACAGCGGCGAGAAGCCGUACUCCUGCAGCCAGUGCGGAAAGAGUUUCGCACACUUAUCCAGUGUCCUCCGCCACGCCAGCGUACACACUGGAGAGAAACCCUUCCAGUGUGACGAGUGUGGGAAGUGUUUCCGCGUGGCGUUUAGUCUCAGAGCUCACACGCAGGUGCACUUGAACAAGCAAGAGCACACGUGCGCUGAAUGCGGGAGAGGGUUCUCACGAUCGAAAAGUUUACUGAGCCACAAGUGUGCGAAGAGGCAGUCUAAAAAAGAAAAAAAAAGCAAGAAAAGACAAACGAAUGUCUCUGAACACAGGGUUUGAGUUCUGUAUUCCAGAAGAAAUAUCAAAUAUUGAAUAAAUGUCAUUAAAAAUGUGAAAAAAAUGAGAAAACAGAAAAUUGACUUGAUUUAAGGCAUAAAAAUUGUCAUGAAGUCUCUGAAUAAUUUUUUUUUUUUUUGGAAAGCACUACAAAGAAAGAAAUACUAUAACCAGACACUACAUUUACAUCAUUUUCCCUCCACAUGUUUGUCUGAAGUAAAGGAAGUCUUAAGCUUCCAGUUUAUGUCUAAAAGUCAUGAAAGUUGCAUAUGUUUAUAAAGAUUAUUAAAAAAAAAAAAAAACCACCAGAAAGAAGAAAUUGUUGAAAGAACUGCUUUGCUGAUAUUUGCCCUUUACUAAAUAGAAGAUAC
Pangasianodon hypophthalmus (striped catfish) is the source of this 3855-nucleotide messenger RNA. RefSeq names its product zinc finger protein 252-like. The record is from RefSeq and is a predicted model, not a curated record. The transcript has 2 exons. Bases 395 to 3487 code for a protein of 1030 amino acids. Lineage: Eukaryota; Metazoa; Chordata; Actinopteri; Siluriformes; Pangasiidae.